Messenger RNA from Penicillium oxalicum, 1542 nucleotides. RefSeq names its product fungal specific transcription factor domain-containing protein. Gene Ontology annotation, biological process: DNA-templated transcription. The transcript is spliced from 3 exons. Gene Ontology annotation, molecular function: DNA binding; zinc ion binding. Bases 1 to 1542 code for a protein of 513 amino acids. NCBI's taxonomy places the organism in Eukaryota, Fungi, Ascomycota, Eurotiomycetes, Eurotiales, Aspergillaceae. The record is from RefSeq and is a predicted model, not a curated record.
AUGCAGCACGGCCUCAGUGCUCAGAGUCGGGCAAAUUCGAUUGCAGCUGCCGUGGUGCGCCAAGUGGAUCCGGUCAGUCAGUUGACUUCGUGCCAUACCGAAAAAGGUGCUGAUGCUCGAGAUGAGAUGUGGAGAAAAAUCCUCACCUUCUUCCCCGCAUUCCAGAUCCCGCCCAAGUUCAAGAUCACUCCAGCCACGAUGCACAUUACCUCAGCGCUUGUGAUCCAUGCAAGCGUCGAAAAGUUCGCUGCAAUGGUCAAAGCCGCUGCCAGCAGUGCACUCACCUUGGACUGCGAUAAUGGAGCGACAAAGCCGACGGAAACCCUGGCGUCGCGAGUGGUGGCCAUGUCCAUCCCCGCCUCGAUCGUUUCGCAUCCCAAUCCGAGUUUUUUUCAUGAAUUUUUAUACGAAUAUGAACGAUAUGUCUUUCCCAUGAGUCCGGUCAUCCCUGCAAAAGAAGUGGAAGAGAUGAUCUCCAGAAUGGACGAGAGUCGCGACGCCGCGUCGUUCGUGUACAUCUUCGCAGCCGUUACGCUCAACCUCACACGGGGAGAACCCGUGCAAGAAGCACCAGCAACGCGAGAGCGCAUCGCCACGCUGCUAUCGCGGUCGCUGGAGUAUCGCCGCCCGUUGGCAUUCGAUGCACAGCCGACCGUCGUUUCAGUCAUGACAAGUAUCUUCUCUGAAAUGUGCAGCGUGGGCCUCCGACGCCUCGACAUGGGGUUUUUCUAUCUCCGAGAGGCCAUUUCACUAUUGUACAUGCUGCACGCUCAUUCAGACGAGGCCCUGCUCGAGUUCAGUUUGCCAUUGCGCGCACGAUUGCAACGCGCUUACUGGGAAUGCUUCAUCCACGAGCGUUUCACGGCCCUGACUUACAAUAGACCCCCUUGUCUGAAAGCACUGCGAGGAUUACCCGAUCAUGAUCCGACAUUGCCCGAAGAGGUUGAGGUCGGGUUCAAUCACAAUAUCAACAAUUUCUGCCUGGUCGAUCGGGAAUUCUUGCAACACUGGCUUGGGGAGAAGUCUGGCGUCAGCUCCGAAUGGAUUGAACAUAAGCAGCUCCAGCUGGAGGACAACACCUGGCAUCAUGAAGUGUCCAAAUUGCCCGGCAUGAUGCAGGCCGAUCUGAUCAUCACUCGACACUGGCUUCGUACGUUGACCUGGCAGAUUGCCUUGUCCAACACUCUCCUCUCAUCGUCGCCCGACUCGUCGUUGCUUUUGUCGCUCUCGUUUCCGCUGCGCCUGUCAAAUCAGCUGCGCCAGUUCUUGGUCGGCAUACCCCGCGAUAUGGUGGGGAUCCACGGAUCUGGAAUUCUCGAGAAGCUCUUUGAAAUUGCCAACGUCAUCACGGAUGUGGUACUCCAUCUACCACAUGCACGUGGGGACGAGACCAUCCAGCGUAUUCACGACAUUGUCUUUUUGAAAAACUUUGUGUACUCUUUUGCGGGAUUUCAGACUUUACGACCUGCCAUGCUCACGCAAAAAUUUGAGCUAAUCCGAGAAAAGUAUCCUGAGAUCAGAGAGAUUGAGCUACUUCUAUGA